UAUCGAUUUAUGUCGCAUGAAAACAACAGAAACGUAAAACGUCGUGCGAUUCUCGUAGAAAUAAGGAUAAUUCUAAUCGAAGAGUAGGUGAAAUCCAUUUUAAGAAAUAAAUGGAAACUCAGCCAGAAUCAGCAGCCCCGGAGGCGAAAUCGUCCCCUAAAGUUGAUGCCUUAGCCGCUCGUCGUGAGGCCCGACGAAAACGAAUCCUGGAAAACUCCAACAAUCGGCUGACCAAAAUAACAGGCCGAGAGCACAAUGAGCCGCCUACAGUGGAUUUCACCGUUAAACCCCCGGACGUAAUCUACCCGGAUCCGGAGGUCGAACGCGAUGAGUACACGCAUCCGGAGCAGCACCUGUUCGGCUCGUCCCUCCCGGAAGGAUUCCCCAAUAUGGCCAACGGUGACAUAUUCUCCCUCCUCAACCCGCCUCUCAGCACAGAUUCAAGGGGUUCGUUCCCGGCCACACAAUCACCACCGGUUCCCGAUACCGCUUUAGUUAAGUUCCUGCGAACCCGCAUUCAUCUGGCCCUGAUGGCCGUCCUGGUCUAUCUGCUAUUUGCCAACAAUCUUCAGCACCUGAUCGGCGGAAGCGUCUUCAUCCUGCUCCUGGGCUGGGAAAUGGUCGAAGUGUUCCUGCUGAAAACCUACGAAAAGCGAUCGUCCUUCCUGGAUGUGGUCUUUCUGCUGGGAGGCAUUUCCCCGAAGUACUCCCAAAUCACUCUCAAGUUCACCCAAACCAUCAACAAGGUGCUGAAGGAUGUGACUUUCUUUGUGUUCUUCUUCGUGGUCACGCACCUGCUGUGGAGUCGAUUCGUCCUGGGGAUUGAGCUUGGUUACGUCCUGGGGUACGACCAGUUGGAAAAGGCUUCGGGAGAGGUCGCCAACUAGGAGGUUUUCCGGAACGACGACGUGGCUGGGUAAGUUCGAGCCUUAUUCAAUCGAUUCUAGCUUUUGACGGACUAAUUUAACGUACAUGGGAAGAGUUGAUUUCGUUUUUGUUGGUUUUUAAUUUUUUAAACGAUUUGAUUAGUUAUUAAAGUUCGUGGUUUAUAAGACGAUGAGGAUGCCUUCGUUUCGUUGUCUCACGUGAACUCAUCGAAAAACUGGUCCCAAUCUGGCAGGAAGAGCCCCGUCAGGAAUAAUUGGUACGCUGUAAAGUAGAAUAGAGGGGAACAUAGGAUUAAUAAACCAAGGGAUACCGAACUAAACAGGUAACAAAUCCAAUCACAAAUACUAGCUAGCACACAAAGAACUAAGGGAUAUAAGCCUUGCAAAAGCUACGAUGCUUAUGAUGUUAGUUUUUGCAAUAAACUGAGUCGUAAGGUAUUUUUUGGAUUAUGCCGUGAGCCGUA
Aedes aegypti (yellow fever mosquito) is the source of this 1351-nucleotide messenger RNA. RefSeq lists its product as uncharacterized. Lineage: Eukaryota; Metazoa; Arthropoda; Insecta; Diptera; Culicidae. The transcript is spliced from 2 exons. The coding region runs from base 111 to 887 and encodes 258 amino acids. The record is from RefSeq and is a predicted model, not a curated record.